CCCUCCCCCCGGCGUCCUCACCCACCCCCGGCGUCCUCACCUCCGGCUUGAUGGGAUCUGGAGCGCAAACCGUGUUCAGUGUGGAGACAUCCCAAGCUGACUUCCCUCCCUCCCACUCGUAUAGCUUCCAUACUUUGCGACGGGGCUGAAUUUCCGUAAGCAUCCCAGGGAAAUACUACUACUGCAGACCGCCAUUGUCGGACGCGUAAUGAGCGGGUAGGAUGAACCUGAAGUGAACUUUUAAUUGGAUCUUCAUGCGGGAACGGACGAGUUUUCUCAUCGGAUGAUGGCUCAGGCAGUCUCCGUCAUCCCACUGCUGGGCAUUAUUCUGGAUCUGCACUGCGUCGCUGCUAUAGAACUGCGGUUCAUGCCUGAUCCCCCAACACUGAACGUCACUGGCAUCCAAAGGAUAAAUAAAUCUGAUAACCUAGAGCUCAGCUGCAGUGGUCGCCAGUACCUGAGCUGGACCACUCCUUCCACAAGCAGACGAGUCUCCACAAGUGACUGCAGUGGAUCAGGGUUCUUCUGCACAACGUUGCGGCUCACCAAUGCGACUGCCAAUGAGACCGGAGAGUAUCGGUGUUCCUACAAAGACCUCGAGGUGGAGGAUGGCAAAACGUCAGCAGCUGCUUUUGUGUUUGUCCACGAUUACAAGGUGCCAUUUGUGCCGUCUGAGAAAGAAUAUGAAGUAGUUUUCAUCCGUGAAGGAGAACGGGUGAUCAUACCGUGCCGCGGGUCGGUGGAGAACCUCAAUGUGACACUCCAUACUAAGUAUCCCAAGAAGGAGCUGUACCCAGAUGGGAAGGAUUGUCUGUGGGAUGCCAGGACGGGCUUCACUGUUCCCAGUCACCUGAUCAGCUACGCCGGGGUGGUGUUCUGCCAGACUCAUAUAGACAGUCAGACCUUCAAGUCCCCGCUCUACAUUGUUGCUGUCGUUGGAUACAAGAUCCAUGACCUCACCCUGACCCCCACAGAAUUGAGGCUGUCUGUGGGGGAGCGGUUGACACUCAGCUGCACCGCCAACACAGAGCUUAAUGUGGGCAUUGAAUUCAACUGGACACACUCCAGUCAGGCCUUGACUUCAGUGAGUGGUUUGGGGGCACCCCACACGGUAUCCCACAAAAGGAAGCUGUGGAAUUCUCUGGAACUGUCCAAUAUGCUUAUAGUUGAGAAUGUGACGGUGAACCACGCAGGAGAAUACACCUGCACUGCAUCCAGUGGUCAGAUGGAGAAAAGUGCCACAGCUUUUCUGCAGGUGUAUGAAAAGCCUUUCAUUGAGGUAAAGGAGCCAUGGAUGAAGGUUUUGGAGGUAAAUGUGGGUGACCAGACAUCUGAGUACCUCAUCCCUGUGAAGUACUAUGCCUACCCUGAACCCACUGUUAAAUGGUAUAAGAAUGGCCAGCAAAUUCGUAAGGAUGACUACAGGAUCAAACCAAGAAAUGACGCACUCAUAAUCCGUGGAGUCACUGACAAAGACACGGGGAAUUACACCGUUGUUCUGACUAAUAAGAUCACUAAAGAGGAACAGACUCGCUCCUUCCAGCUAUUGGUCAAUGUGCCUCCCCAUAUCAUUGAGAAGGAGGUGGCUGUGGACACUGAUGUAUACAUGUAUGGUAGCAGCCCCACCCUCAGGUGCACUGCCUAUGGAAUCCCCACGCCAGCAAACAUCCAGUGGCAGUGGAUGCCCUUAGAGGACUGCCCAGAGGCCUUCCAGGUUGGUUUGUCAAAGUCUAGCGCCAGGAUCAAGGAGUGCACUAAAUGGAGAGACAUCAGCAAUAGCACCGGUCAAAACCCUGUUGACCCAAUCAGAACUGAAACUGAUCAACUGCAAAAGAAAACUGGUAGUUCUUUGAAGAUUCGUAAGGCUGAGGUUAACGCCCUCUAUCGAUGCCUGGCUACCAACAAAGCAGGGCAGGAUUCACGCAUCAUCCUUUUCCAUGUGACACGUGGCCUUGAGCUAAGUGUGUUCCCAUCCACUGAACCCAUAGAGGCUGACCAGGUGGUCCUGAGGUGUAAGGCUGACAGGUUGAUCUAUGGGAACUUGGCAUGGUUCCGUGUCACCAACGUCUCUAAUCCUGAGCGCAGCCCCUCUGUGCAGCCCUGUCAUUCCCUGUCAUUGCUCCAGCAGCCCCUCCCCCAGGCCAUGCUCUCCGGCCUGCAGGGCACCAACGUGACCCUGGAGCUGCCACUUCCAAAUGCAUCCCGUCAGGAUGAGGGUCUUUAUGCCUGUCGGGUGGAAAACAUCAAAACCAGAGAGAAGACAUGCCUGCUGCACCACCUCUCUCUCAGAGCUCUUGAAGCUGCACGGAUCCUGAGUAAUCUAACUGACCAAAAAGUGAAUGUGAGUACUACGACCACACUAACAUGUGAUGUCGCUGGUACUCCAAGACCAACUGUGAUCUGGACCAAAAACAACCGCACGGUGGUGAAGGACUCAGGAGUGAUUCUGAGCAGUUUCAACCAAACUUUGACUGUUAAGCGUGUGAAGAAAGAGGACAGUGGUCUCUACACCUGCACUGCAUGUAACGGGCUUGGCUGUGACACCUCACAGGCCUUCUUGACUACUGAAGGUGCAGAGGAAAAGACCAAUGUGGAGCUGAUUGUUCCUAUUGGGUCAGUGGUCAUUGCCAUGUUUUUCUGGCUGCUCAUCGUCUUUGUCAUCCGUGGAAGAAAGAGACCAAGUGGUGGGGAUCUGAAGACAGGCUACUUGUCCAUGAUCCUGGACUCAGAAGACAUGCCCAUGGAUGAGCAGUGUGAGAGGCUCACAUAUGACGCUAACAAGUGGGAGUUCCCACGGGACAGGCUGAAGCUAGGUGACCCACUGGGACGAGGAGCAUUUGGCCAAGUGGUAGAGGCAGCUGCCUUUGGCAUUGAGAAAGCCACCACGUGUACAACUGUUGCAGUAAAGAUGCUUAAGGAGGGCGCCACAUCGAGUGAGUAUCGUGCCUUGAUGUCAGAGCUGAAAAUUCUCAUCCACAUUGGCCACCAUCUCAACGUAGUCAACCUUCUGGGAGCUUGCACCAAGCCGGGGGGGCCGUUGAUGGUGAUUGUGGAGUACUGUAAGCACGGCAACCUUUCCAGCUUCUUGAAGAGCAAACGUGGAGAGUACAGCCCCUUCAAGAAGAAAAGGAUGGGCGGUCAGGAGUGGGUGCCUAUGGAAGAGGAUGUGACUGAAGGGGAUCUGGGUCUGGGAAACAGUGCUCACCUGGACAUCUGCACAGGCACAGCUGUCUGCUCCAGAACCACAGACACGACUUCAAUCGUCAACUUGGAAAACAGUGAAGAAAGCUCAGACUAUGACCACCUGACCAUGGAAGACCUGAUCAGCUACAGCUUUCAAGUGGCCAAGGGAAUGGAGUUUCUGUCCUCUCGCAAGUGUAUUCACAGAGACCUGGCAGCAAGAAACAUUUUACUUUCAGAGAACAACGUGGUGAAGAUCUGUGACUUUGGCUUGGCAAGAGAUGUCUACAAAGACCCUGAUUAUGUCCGCAAGGGAGAUGCACGCCUCCCACUUAAGUGGAUGGCUCCUGAGACCAUCUUUGAUCGGGUAUACACCACACAGAGUGAUGUUUGGUCCUUUGGGGUCCUCCUCUGGGAAAUCUUCUCCCUGGGGGCUUCUCCCUACCCCGGUGUGUGUAUUGACGAGCUGUUCUGCAGGAGGCUGAAGGAAGGCACCCGCAUGAGAGCUCCAGACUACGCCACCACCGAGAUAUACCAGACCAUGUUGGACUGUUGGCUGGAUCGUCCCACAGACAGGCCAACAUUCACCGAGCUGGUAGAACAUCUGGGUAAUCUUCUACAGGCCAGUGCUCAACAGGAUGGGAAGGACUACAUACCUCUGACAACAGAUGAGAUACAGAUGUCCCCUGUGAACCCUGAUCCCAGGAGCCCCUACACUGGGCCGUUGAGUGGGGAUACAUUGGAACCUCAGCUCCACUAUGACAAUGCACCGAUCCUUGGCAUGCUUUCCCAACAGAGUGACAGGUGCAGUCGGCCGCUUAGUGUAAAGACUUUUGAGGACAUUCCUGUGGAGCACAGCAGCAUCAUGGAGGGUCACACAGAUAGUGGCAUGAGCCUGUCACCAGAUGACAUGAAAGGUCUGGAUCAUCAGCUGCCACGGACACCCAACCUCAGUCAACUGCUGCGUUGUAAGAGUAAGGAGUCGCUGGCCUCUGAGUCAUCUAACCAGACGAGUGGAUACCAAUCAGGGUACCACUCCGACGACACUGACACUCCAAUCUAUGCGAAUGAGGAGGUGAUCAUGAAGCACAAUAUGCUGAAGAAAUCUCCGUUGACCAAGACACCGGACAAGUUCAGUGUUGAGGUCCGCUAUAGCACACCACCGGUCUGACCCCAGCUAAAUCCCCACCAUCACCUUCCUCUGCACCAAACCCUUCUGUUUCCCUACUGCAGGUAGUACUCCUUUUGGGAACAAUGACAUCGCGUGCCGUAGAGCUUUAUUCAUUGUGGGGGUUGGGCAUUUUCUUAAGCGAUAAUGUUAUAAUUCAAUCAGAGUUCAUGGCCACUUCAGAUUGGUUGUAUGCACACAAUAAUUGAUCUUUGUAAAGAUCACCUCUAGACAGCUAGAGGUAUCCAGAGAAUACUAUCAUGUUUACACAGCAAGUGGAAGGUCUGGGUAACCCUGGAAAUGUGGGCACACCUACUUCCUGGGAGGCAACCCACCCACUUCCUGUAUUGCAGGAAAUGGCAACUGGAAUUUUUAAAUAAUUGAACAAGAAAACUUAUUCUUUUUUUCCAGCCUUUCUUUGUCAACUUUGGGAAAGAUAGAAAUGGAGUUUUUAUUGAAAUGAACUUUUUUCUUUGGAUGGAAGCAGUUUUAUCAUUGUCAUUCGUAUGUUGCUUUGAAUGAUAUAAUCUUAAUUCCUAUUUGUACAGUCUCUUUUAUUUGUAUGACUUAUCAUAUUUUAUUAAGGUUGCAUCUACUAAACCAGCAUUAAAUGUAACUAGUUUUCUAAAAUAAAUGCACUCCUAGAUUAAGAAGGCGUUAGUGCACCACUUUGUCAGUAUUUAACAGCUUUUGUUCAACACGUCAAUUAAGCAUCCAGUAUCAUCAGUUGUUCACAAUUAUAUGUCAAUUUUUGUUUCUGUGUAUGUGUGUGUAAUAACCUCUCCCAAUUUUUUUCUCUCUGUGUGUACUUUUGUAUGCUAAAACUCUCAUUUCCUCCCUCUGUGUCUUACUGGCCUUAAGAAAACAAUACUUCCCAGUCUUACUUACCAUGAGUGUGUGUGUGGGGGGGGGGUAUGUGGGUGUUUUUCUGAGGGGAACAAUACCCUUUCAGCCUUGGGUAUUUUUGCAGGUAUAUUGAGCUCUCUGACAACAUGCCCAUAAUAACUGGGACAAGGUCACUCUGGACUGGGUAAUAUUCUGGGAUUUUAUGUUGAAGGGCACAUAAAAAUUUGUUUGACAGCU
This is a messenger RNA of Lampris incognitus (smalleye Pacific opah), 5431 nucleotides long. It is a transcript of the gene kdr, whose product is annotated as kinase insert domain receptor (a type III receptor tyrosine kinase). Gene Ontology annotation, cellular component: signaling receptor complex; membrane. Gene Ontology annotation, biological process: angiogenesis; positive regulation of angiogenesis; positive regulation of kinase activity. The transcript is spliced from 30 exons. The coding region runs from base 284 to 4351 and encodes 1355 amino acids. NCBI's taxonomy places the organism in Eukaryota, Metazoa, Chordata, Actinopteri, Lampriformes, Lampridae. Gene Ontology annotation, molecular function: vascular endothelial growth factor receptor activity; growth factor binding; ATP binding. The record is from RefSeq and is a predicted model, not a curated record.